Phaeoacremonium minimum UCRPA7 is the source of this 660-nucleotide messenger RNA. RefSeq names its product putative bzip transcription factor protein. Lineage: Eukaryota; Fungi; Ascomycota; Sordariomycetes; Togniniales; Togniniaceae. Gene Ontology annotation, molecular function: DNA-binding transcription factor activity, RNA polymerase II-specific; RNA polymerase II cis-regulatory region sequence-specific DNA binding. Bases 1 to 660 code for a protein of 219 amino acids. The record is from RefSeq and is a predicted model, not a curated record. The transcript has 2 exons. Gene Ontology annotation, biological process: regulation of transcription by RNA polymerase II.
AUGACUAAUGGUAACGGGUCCAUCAACGGACAAUCUAUGCGAGGUAUUAGCGAAGCUGGCAGUGCGAUGUCAGAUGAAAGUGAACAGGCUCCACCUGCCACUCGCGGCAAGGGCAAACGAAAUUCAGGCGCCGGAGCAGCUACUACAAAUGGAAGACGGAAAGCUGAAGAGCCUCCUGCCAAGGGUCCUGCAAACAAGAAAGCCAAGACCAACGGUGGUGCUCCAUCGGUCAAUAGUAAUGACGACGAUGAUGAAGAUCAUUCUGACGAUGACUCAAAGAUGGACGGACCCAAGUCAAAGAUGACAGACGAGGAGAAGCGGAAGAAUUUCCUCGAGCGCAACAGGGUUGCUGCUCUCAAAUGUCGUCAACGAAAGAAACAGUGGCUUGCCAACUUGCAGUCUAAGGUGGAAAUGUUUAGCUCCGAGAAUGAUGCUUUGACAGCUCAGAUUUCUCAACUUCGUGAGGAGGUUGUCAACCUUAAGACAUUGCUUUUGGCCCACAAAGACUGCCCCGUAACACAACAGCAAGGACUUCAUGGUGCUUUUAUGCAGCAGGCAGCCAUGGAGCCCUUCAACCCACAGAUGAAUCCUUAUGGCAUGGCUGCUCCUAUGCCUGCUCAACAGAUCAUGGCUGGACAGGGCCAAAGACGGUUCUCAUGA